Linum tenue is the source of this 1810-nucleotide messenger RNA. The record is from the annotation of a GenBank genome assembly. NCBI's taxonomy places the organism in Eukaryota, Viridiplantae, Streptophyta, Magnoliopsida, Malpighiales, Linaceae.
AUUUCUUGUCCUCGCAAAAGCGCAAUUCUGUUGCUUCUCGCAAAAGACUCGCAUCCUUCAGUUCCUCUCUGUCUAUCGACGAAACCUAAAAACCUUCACUCGACGGAGAUGGACUCAGAUGUCGCCAUGGUUCCGGCCGGCGAGGGCAGCUCCAGCUGCGCCGCCGGAGCUUCGUCUUCAAGCAAGAAGCCGAAGCGCUUCGAGAUCAAGAAGUGGAAUGCCGUCGCUCUCUGGGCUUGGGAUAUCGUGGUUGAUAACUGCGCAAUCUGCAGGAACCAUAUCAUGGAUCUCUGCAUCGAGUGCCAAGCCAAUCAGGCCAGCGCAACCAGUGAGGAGUGCACUGUCGCUUGGGGUAGGCAUUCCUUUAUUUACUUAAUUCGUCCGAAGCCUUGGUUCUUAUUGGUAUCUGAGAUUGCCCGAAUCCUGAAUUGUUUUUUAUGGGUCUAAUUGUCAACUGUAUAGCUUCAUUAACUGGGGAGUGCUUUCUUCUUUUGGUUAAUUGCCUGUGUUUAGCUAUUUGCCCUCAGUGAAUGUCUCAGCUGCAUUGAACUAUGAAGAUUGAUUAGAGUUGUUUUGGUUUGUGAAGUUUUUAACUGCGUGCAACUGUACAGGAUGGUUAGGCUUGUGGUCUGUAGUAGUUUGUAUAUUGGCUCGAGCCUCGAGGGUCAUUCUUAUAUAAUCGUCACUGUCUUGCCGGUUUGAAUGUCUCUGUUAGGAUAGGUGGAGAAUGCUCUGCUUGUAGUACUGUUAGAUUAAUUUAAAGCAUUAUAAAUUGGAGAAUGAUCGCAAUGGUUGGGAGUCAGUGGAUGAUUUUUGUCUACUUUUGGAUGUGUUGGGUUAUAAGCUUAUGCUCACCUUCAGACUGCGGUAUUAGUAAUCUGUUUUUGCUUUGGUUUUGAAAGUAGGAAUUAUAUGUAUAGGAAAGCUCACUAUGAGCUCUUUUUGGACUUGUGACGAGAUAUCAUGGGGAUCAGGUUCAUCCUUGAGGGUUUUAGAUCAUGUUGAGCUGAAUGUCUGAACCUUAUAGUAAGUCUAGAUUUCUGCAUGCUAGUUGAUACUUCCAGGGGUUUGUUUUGCCUAUUUGCUUCCUUUUCUGGAUUGUAUAAGUCGCAUCUCGUUGUUAUGCAUGGAAAAGCUUGUGAUUCUGCCUUGUUGAGUGCUCAACUGUGUUCUGUCCCUAUCCCUUAUACCAGCCUGGCACCAAUGCAUAUUGUUCACUUUCUACACCAAUUAUGUUUCAGCCCUACUUAGUCUGACUCUAGAUCGCUGAACCAAUGCUAAUUCCUAUCCCCUGCUCAGGUGUCUGUAACCAUGCUUUUCACUUCCACUGCAUCAGCCGCUGGUUGAAAACCCGCCAAGUCUGCCCUCUCGAUAACAGCGAGUGGGAAUUCCAGAAGUACGGGCACUAGUGGAGUCUAUGACUUGAGCGUGAUAGCCAGGGGGUGCCACCAAAUUUCAUCAUGUCUCGGAAGACUUUCCAAGGAGUUUGUAAAUUGGCAUUUGCAGAAGGGAAAACACUAAACAAACACUUGUUCCUGUGUUUUUUUUUUUAACUAAGCUGAGUGCUAUAAUAGGGCAGAGCUCUUGUUUUCUGCUUAUGGCUUUGGCCCUUAACUGUCUUUCCCCCAGUUUUAGGUCCAGGGUAAGUUUUCUAUCCGGUUGAGCAAAGUGAUUAAUUGAGAUGUUGGUAUAUGCUAUCCAUUAUGUCGCUCUCCUUAUUAGAACCUUUCUCUACUGUGUUCUCUUUCGUCGUAAUCAGCAUGGGCGGAGCAUUUUGUUCUUCCAAUCGGCUGGUGGCGUUUGCUUGUGU